AUGAGUGACAACAUCGACCCCCGCGAGAACGAGAAGCGGCUCAUCGCCAUGGCCGACCUCAAUCGUCUUCGACAGGAGGAACUUCCCUUGAGCGCUGAAGAAAAGCGAGGUCCGUCCUUUAACCCCACCCGUCGGAACGGAACCGACCACAUCAACCCUGCCCUGAAGGAGGGACUCUCCAACAAGUGGACCGUCAAGAUCGACGAUGAGGAGUCUCGUCAAACCGAGGGUCUCGAGAUCGAGAACGCACGUCCAUGGGGAAAGGAGAAGGCCCGGGAAUUCCUUGAGACUCGUGGAUACACUGGUGCCCCAUCUGUCACCUUGGCCCAAUGGGGUCCCCAAAACACCACUCCGGCUCCCGAGCAGCCUCUUGUUGCUACUCAGAAGGUUGACACUGUGAGCCCCAAGGUCCAGCAUGAAAGCAACGGAAAUGUCCCCGAAGCCGCCGGCGCCACCCCUGCCUCUACGAACCUCAAGUUCAUUCUCAACACCAUGACCUUGGAUCCCACUCUGGCGGAACACGUCAUCGGCACCGGACAGUGUCAGGUCGUGCCUGGAAAGGACGAGGCACUCUCCUUUGCCGCAGAAUUGGUUAUGAAGUUGCUCAUCAGUGAGAACAGAGCUGUCCUAGAACUCUCGGCUCUGGGAAAGCCGCGCCGAGCCAUAGAUGCUUUAGAACUGGGCAGCCCAGUCAUUGAUGGUCAGUUCUGUGCCUUCGCUCAGCUGUCCAAUGGUGGUUUCUUUUACCUUCGUUUCGCCGACGAGAGCGAAACCAAGAAGUUCAAACGGCACCUUUCCAAGAUGCAGAAGUCGGCCCGGGCCCAUCAACCUCAGGAGAAGACCGGCGAGGUCGGCCAGCAGCAGACUGAUCAGCAGCAGAUUGAUCAGGAGAUUCUCGAGCAGCAGCAGCUUGAGCCGCAGCAGCCUGACCAACAGCAGUCUGAUCAGCAGGCGGGAUCGGUGGUCUCCCUCGCAAACCUCAAUGAUGAUCUCGAGCCACUUAUUUCCAUGAAUGGCUGGACGACUGUCGACAACAAUCAGGCGCUCAACUUGGAGAAUGCGACCAGACACGUCGUUGUCCUGGUCAACCGGAUGCUGGCUAAAAUGACCCCAAAGGAGCGAGAAAUGGCUCUGAAGGAGGAAUUUUUCCAACCAGCUCUUGAGGGCAUUACAGACGGCAUCAUUGAGCACUGGGUCCAGAACGGGUUCUUCCGAGGCUACAACGACAGCCUGAAGAAUAAGUUCUGCGACCUGCUGCAGGGGAUGGUACAAUUCCAGAUCGACUUUCUUCGUCGUCAGAACGAAGGGUUCAAGGAGAAGGACCAGGGCGUUCAGCAAGCAACUCAAGGUGUUCGUGCCCUUUCUCUGCGAGAUGCACCCGCCUCUGUCCCAUCCUAUGCCCCUCAGCAGCGUGCCGUCAGCCAUCAGCAGGGUCAUUCUACGUCUGCUUCUCUGCUUGGCACCCAGCUUGAAGGAUGCAAGGGCCUAAGCGCUUCUCGCUAUGCAAGUGGACGUGUUGAAUUUGCGAACUGCUUCACCGGUACUCGCAUCAAGAAAGAGCAGUAA
Fusarium vanettenii 77-13-4 is the source of this 1566-nucleotide messenger RNA. RefSeq lists its product as uncharacterized. The transcript has 3 exons. NCBI's taxonomy places the organism in Eukaryota, Fungi, Ascomycota, Sordariomycetes, Hypocreales, Nectriaceae. Bases 1 to 1566 code for a protein of 521 amino acids. The record is from RefSeq and is a predicted model, not a curated record.